AUGGAGGCCUUUACAGUAAUGGCCACCGUUUGCACUGUGCUUUCGCUGCCUCUCUUGGCCGUGUCCUACGCCAAGGACGAUGGGCAUGGCCUGGUGACGGCGUGCUUCAGCCUCUCACAGCCACCGUGCCCCACCUCAAUGAAGGUCGCGGCAAUGGCAGCGCUCGCAUAUCAUGUUGAAUACACCUUGAACUUUCUCUUCGUUGCUUUAUGCAACCCUUUGGCAUUUAGUGUCACCGACAUCGUGCGACGUUUGGGCACGAUCUGCUGUGGCGCCGUGCUGUUCAGCAAACCAAUGACCUUGCUGAACGCACUGGGCGUGGUCAUAUCUUUGGGCGGGGUGAUCACCUACACCGUGGUCUCCAGGCGCAUCGCGGAACGAGAAAGGCACCAGCAGUGGGCGGAGCACUACAAGGCAUUGAAGGAAGACGAUGCGGAG
Durusdinium trenchii is the source of this 438-nucleotide messenger RNA. Lineage: Eukaryota; Dinophyceae; Suessiales; Symbiodiniaceae. The record is from the annotation of a GenBank genome assembly.